AUGGGGAAAUGCUGGCUCCGGUCGCCGCUGCUCCUUUUCUUGGCGCUCAACAACUCCCUCUCGGGCGCGCUCGGGCCCGACCUCUGCGCCGGCGCGCCGGCGCUGCAGGUGCUCGACCUCUCCUGCAACCGCCUCGCCGGCGCGCUCCCCUCGCCCUCCACCCCACCGCCCUGCGCCGCCACGCUCCACGAGCUCCUCCUCGGCGGCAACUCCUUCACGGGCGCGCUCCCCGCGGCCCUCUUCGGCCACGCCGGGCUGCGGAGGCUCUCGCUCGCCUCCAACGGGCUCGCCGGCCAGGUCAGCGCGCGCCUCCGCGACCUCAGGAACCUCACCCUGCUGGACCUGUCCGUCAACCGCUUCUCCGGCCGCCUCCCGGACGUGUUCGGCGACCUCGCCUCGCUCCAGCAUCUCUCCGCGCACUCCAACGGCUUCUCCGGCACGCUGCCGCCGUCGCUGUCCUCGCUCUCGUCUCUCCGCGACCUCAACCUCCGGAACAACUCCCUGUCCGGUCCGAUCGCUCACGUCAACUUCUCUGGUAUGCCACUGCUCGCUUCUGUCGACCUUGCAACAAACCACCUCAACGGAUCGCUCCCGGUUAGCCUGGCAGACUGCAGCGACCUCAAGUCCCUCAGCAUUGCCAAGAACAGGCUGACCGGGAAGCUGCCCGAGGAUUACAGCCGGCUCCGCUCGCUCUCCAUGCUCUCCCUGUCCAACAACAGCUUGCACAACAUCUCAGGGGCGCUCGCCGUGCUGGGCCGCUGUGAAAACCUCACCACGCUCAUUCUCACCAAGAAUUUCGUGGGCGAGGAGCUGCCCACCGACGGCAUUGGUGGGCUCAAGAGCCUGGAGGUGCUAGCCCUUGGUGAUUGUGCUCUAAGGGGAAGGCUUCCACAAUGGCUGUCUCACUGCAAGAAAUUACAGGUGCUUGAUUUGUCCUGGAACCAGUUGGUCGGCGCCAUCCCGUCGUGGAUCGGUGAGCUUGACCACCUGAGCUAUUUGGAUCUCUCCAACAAUUCCUUGGUUGGCGAGGUACCGAGGAGUUUGACGCAGCUCAAGAGCCUUGUCAUGGCCAGGCAUUCGCCGGGUAUGGUGUUCACUAACAUGCCACUGUACGUGAAGCAUAACAGAAGCACAAGCGGCCGGCAAUAUAACCAGCUCUCCAAUUUCCCGCCGUCACUGUUCUUGAACAACAAUGGUCUGAAUGGGACUAUCUGGCCCGAGUUUGGGAACUUAAAGGGGCUACAUGUCCUGGAUCUGAGCAGUAAUGUUAUGUCUGGAAGCAUUCCUGAUGCACUCUCCAGGAUGCAGAAUUUGGAGGUUCUUGAUCUCUCCUCCAAUAAUCUCAGUGGAUCGAUUCCAUCAUCUCUGACAGAGCUCACCUUCUUGUCUAAGUUCAGUGUGGCUAACAAUCACUUGGUUGGGCCGAUCCCAAAUGGAGGGCAGUUCUUCACCUUCACAAACACUAGUUUUGAGGGCAACCCUGGUUUGUGCAGGUCAACUUCUUGCAGCCUGAAUCAGUCUGGGGAAGAAACUAAUGUUAACAACGUCAUGCCGUCUGCAGCAAGCAUCAGGAACAGGAAAAACAAAAUACUUGGAGUGGCAGUCUGCAUGGGGUUGGCACUUGCAGUACUUUUGUGUGUUAUUUUGGUUAACAUUUCUAAAAAGGAGGCAAGAGCUAUCAUCAGAGAUGAAGACGUUGAAGGCGCUUGUCACGACACGUAUUAUUCCUACUCAAAGCCGGUGCUGUUCUUUCAGAAUUCUGCCAAGGAGCUAAGUGUCAGUGACCUUAUUAGGUCGACCAACAACUUUGAUCAAGCCAACAUAAUAGGUUGUGGUGGAUUUGGUCUCGUGUACAAGGCCUACCUCCCAGAUGGAACGAAGGCGGCAGUCAAGCGGCUCUCCGGUGACUGUGGGCAGAUGGAGAGGGAGUUCCGUGCCGAGGUGGAAGCGCUGUCCCAGGCUCAGCACAAGAAUCUUGUUUCGCUGAGAGGGUACUGCCGCCAUGGAAAUGAUAGGUUGCUGAUUUACCCAUACAUGGAGAACAGUAGCCUGGACUACUGGCUGCACGAGAGGGCGGAUGGCGGUUACAUGCUGAAAUGGGAGUCAAGGCUCAAAAUUGCUCAGGGUUCAGCCAGGGGGUUGGCUUACUUGCACAAGGACUGCGAGCCCAACAUCAUCCACCGAGACGUGAAGUCGAGCAAUAUUCUUCUGAACGAAGACUUCGAAGCGCACCUGGCUGAUUUCGGGCUGGCAAGGCUGAUACAGCCCUAUGACACUCAUGUGACUACUGACCUAGUUGGCACCUUGGGUUACAUACCACCUGAGUACAGCCAGGCAUUGAUCGCCACCCCGAAAGGGGACGUCUACAGCUUCGGCGUCGUCCUGCUGGAGCUUCUCACCGGUAGACGGCCCGUGGAGGUGUUGAAAAUCAAGGGAUCCAGGGACUUGGUCUCCUGGGCUCUACAGAUGAAAUCUGAGAACAAGGAAGAGGAGAUCUUCGACAGGCUGAUCUGGAGCAAAGACCAUGAGAAACAGCUGCUGUCGGUUCUCGACACGGCGUGCAGGUGCAUCGGCAGUGAUCCUCGGCAGCGUCCAUCGAUAGAGCAAGUCGUCGUAUGGCUGGACAGCGUAUCACCAUAAUAAUACCCUGUGCUAAUUUUCCAGUUCUUUUUGGGUCAAUAUCUAGCUCCUGACAUGGGGUGGUAAACGGUAGCAGUAGAGAAA
Messenger RNA from Lolium rigidum, 2724 nucleotides. RefSeq names its product phytosulfokine receptor 2-like. The transcript is spliced from 2 exons. The record is from RefSeq and is a predicted model, not a curated record. Lineage: Eukaryota; Viridiplantae; Streptophyta; Magnoliopsida; Poales; Poaceae. Gene Ontology annotation, molecular function: receptor serine/threonine kinase binding; protein kinase activity; ATP binding. Bases 1 to 2640 code for a protein of 879 amino acids. Gene Ontology annotation, biological process: protein phosphorylation.